Molecule: messenger RNA, 2015 nt
Organism: Trichosurus vulpecula (common brushtail)
Lineage: Eukaryota; Metazoa; Chordata; Mammalia; Diprotodontia; Phalangeridae
Product: cytochrome P450 1A2-like
Exons: 7
Coding region: 103-1653 (516 amino acids)
Biological process (GO): hormone biosynthetic process; progesterone metabolic process
Molecular function (GO): oxidoreductase activity, acting on paired donors, with incorporation or reduction of molecular oxygen, reduced flavin or flavoprotein as one donor, and incorporation of one atom of oxygen; iron ion binding; heme binding
Source: RefSeq, a predicted model, not a curated record
GUAAAAGAUGGUCCAGGUUCACUUGCUGGGCUGAGGAGACUCCAAAGCAGCUCGUUCCAACCCCAGGCAUCUCUAAGCACUCAGGCUACACAGACAGUGAAGAUGGCGGUGGGCCUGUUGGCUUCCAUCUCUAUUUCAGAGCUUCUCUUGGCCUUUGUCUUCUUCUGGCUGGUCUUCUGGGUCAUUAAAUCUUACCCUCAAAGGGUCCCCAAGGGACUCAAAGAACCACCCGGACCCUGGGCUUGGCCUCUGAUUGGCAACAUAUUGACUCUGGGGAAGAAUCCCCAUUUGGCCCUGGCCCAGCUGAGGGAGAAGUAUGGGGAUGUGAUGCAGAUUCAGAUCGGCUCCACCCCGGUGCUUGUGUUAAGUGGCCUGGAAACCAUCAGACAGGCCCUGGUGAAGCAAGGGGAUGUCUUCAAGGGCCGACCUGACCUCUAUAGCUCCUCCCUUGUCACAGAUGGCUAUAGCAUAACCUUCAGCCCUGACUCAGGGGAAGUAUGGGCAGCUCGAAGGAAGCUGGCCCAGAAUGCUCUCAAUACCUUCUCCAUGUCUGCCUCCCCAACCUCUUCCUCCUGCUACCUGGAAGAGCAUGUGAAGAAGGAAGCUGAAUGCUUGAUCCAGAAGUUCCAGGAGCUGAUGGAUGGAGUAGGAUGCUUUGACCCCUACAGUCAUGUGGUGGUAUCUGUGGCCAACAUCAUAGGGGCCAUUUGUUUUGGCCAAUGCCAGGCCAAUGAGAACCAAGAAAUGUUGAGACUCAUUAACAACUACCACGAGUUUACUGAGACUGCCUCCUCAGCCAACCCAGUUGACUUCAUCCCUAUCCUCCGCUACUUCCCAAACUCCAAAUUGCAGAAGUUCAAGGCUUUCAACCAGAGGUUCUUGAAAUUCAUGCAGAAAACUGUCCAGGAACACUACAGAGACUUUGAUCAGAAUAAUAUUCAAGAUAUCACUGGUGCUCUGUUCAAACACAGCCAGGACAAGGCUCAGGGGAACACGCACACCAAUGUACCGGAGAAGUUGAUCACCAAUCUUAUCAAUGACAUCUUUGGAGCUGGCUUUGAAACAAUCACCACAGCAGUUUCCUGGAGCCUCAUGUACCUUGUGACUAAGCCUGAGAUCCAGAAGAAGAUCCAGGAGGAGCUGGACACUGUGAUUGGCAGAGAACGAAGGCCCCUGCUCUCAGACAGACCUCAGCUGCCUUACUUGGAGGGCUUUAUCCUGGAGAUCUUCAGGCAUACCUCCUUUCUCCCUUUUACCAUCCCGCACAGCACAACGAGAGCGACAACCCUAAAUGAUUUCUACAUCCCCAAGGGGAUCUGCAUUUUGGUGAACCAGUGGCAGGUUAACCAUGACCAGAAAAUAUGGGGGGACCCAUCAGUGUUCCGGCCAGAGCGAUUCCUCAGUGCAGAUGGCACUAUCGAUAAGGCCCUGAGUGAGAAGAUGAUUUUAUUUGGCCUUGGGAAGAGGCGAUGCAUUGGAGAGACGAUUGGCCGGUGGGAAGUCUUCCUCUUCCUGGCCAUCCUGCUGCAGCAGAUGGAGUUCAGCGUCCCCUCUGGAGUGAAGGUGGACUUGACCCCAAUCUAUGGAUUGACCAUGAAGCAUCCCCGCUGUGAGCACUUCCGGGCCCGGCUGCGCUUCCCCAAGAGUGGCUGAGCAGCCAUUGGCCAGGACUGGGGUACCAGCCCAUAUAUCUUCUUUAGCUCAUUUUCAUUUCUUCUAUCAUUCAAUCCUACUAAUUCUUGAAAGGAAAGGGGAGGGUGUGGGGUACAGACUUUGCCCCAAAACCUCUAUAACAUACCUGACUAAUAGUCACCAAAUCUUUGCCAGAAGAUCUCCAGUUUGGCUACGGGACCAAAUGUUGACUUAUUCUAAGCUGGUAAUUCACUGAGACCACCCAGAUUGUCUGCACACAAGCUACUUUCUUGCCAUGCCUCCCCAGUCUUGUACUUGUGAAUCUGGUUUUGAAUCCAAGGGUAAGACUUAGCAUUCAUCUCUAUUAAAUUUCAUCUUGUUCA